CCGUCCUGCACAGCUUCACACCUCGUGUCACUCAGGCCCCCACCCCAGCCCCCGAGGCACAGUCAUUGACAGCGUUAACCGUGUCCGGGAUUCUUCUCCUCUUCAUCCACGUUGGCUGCUACACCCGAUCCAGGCUAUAUCGCAGCUUAUAGAGAUCGUCGCCUAGUGUUGGGAGUAACAGUGGUGAGUGUGUGAAUUUGGAGGCAAGGUUGGGGUGAAAUUGGGACAUGGACGCUGGGAUUGUUUCGUAGGUUGGUUAGGGGGUUGUCGAGACGUUGUGAGUAGUGGUGGUGGUGAGGCUUAUUUCGGGUGGCGAUCAGAGGUGGUUUGAUUGUGAGUGAGGCGAAUUGUGGGCAGAAUUGUGUAUGUGUGUGUAGUAUGACGGAGGUUUAUAGCGCGCGUGAAUUCGAGCAUGUUGUAAGUUGGGGUGGUUUGGGUUUGAUGGACUUGUGCAGGGUGGAUAUGGUUUUUGGGUUGAGGUGAGUGGGACAAGGAGUUUUACGGGCUUGGGUUUCUCCGUUCUCGUAGCAGUUCCCGCUGGCUUUGUCCUCUCCGUUUCAUUGAGGACGGAUUGUCUGCACGAGAUUCCCCCUUGCUGGACUCGCUUGCUUCUUCUCCCUUUUUUUUUUCUUUUUGUUUUUUUUUGUAUGCUGGGUUGCAUCAGGGAAUUCUAAGCUCGCCAGGAUGAGUAGGCAGGUGCGGCAUUUUCAGCCCAGGCUUAGCCGGUUUCGUAAGUCUGAGUUGAUUGCCGAGGGGCAUCGGGUAGCGAAGCUUCCGGGGCAAUGCACUUGGAUGUCAUCGCCGAAGAAUAGUGAAGCGGCAUUAGAACCAGAGGCCAAGAGGAGGAAACUAUCCCUCAAGGGUGCGAUGUCCCUGGACCCCGCGCUGUGGCGCCUCCUUCCAGACGAGCUCCUGGAGAAAGUGGUGGCGUACAUGCCGUUCCCAGGCCUGUUUCGAUGCCGCGCGGUGAACAAGCGCCUCAAGGAGUUCGUCUUCUCCGAUAAAUUUCAAGAAGCGCGCGCGAGCGUGCCUUCCUGGGACGCCCUCUCUCCGAAGUCCAAUUAUCUCCUUGUCUUCGCGAUCAUCAUGAAGCACAAGAUGUGCACUGCCUUCGACCCGGCGGCGAAGCGGUGGCUGUGUAUGCCGCCAAUGCGGGGGCUCGACCCGCGAGCCAAGGACUGCAUCGCGGGAGACGGUGGGCUAUUGUGUUUCCGCGACGUGAACGCGAGAGGAAUCGUGACGCUGUUUGUCUACAACCCCGUCACAGCCACCUGCAGAGAGCUUCCUUCAAUGCAAAUCGGCAACUGCAUGUUCCAGCACACCUGGCUGUGUACCCACAUGAUCGCCAACACGUUCACAAGCUCCUACAAGCUCCUCGUGCUCACCAAAUCGGCCACCACACGCAUCGCCGCGAAGUUGUCCAUCUACGACUCCCUCACGCAGAAAUGGAAAACCGACACCUCUUUACCGCCCAUCCAGCGCAAGUACAAGCUCCGCUUUUUCCCGCAGGUGGGCACGCAUUGCGACAAUUUCUUCUACUUCGCGGCGACGGAGGGCAUCGGCCGCGGCAACGUGGUGGGAUUGGUCGUGUAUGAUGUCUAUGAGGGCGUGUUCAGGUCGAAGCUUCUGUACCGAUGCGAACCUCGAGCCCAAGGGAGCUCGAUUGAAGUUCAAAUCGCAAAUUGCAACGGCGCAAUGCACAUGGUGGUGCGAGAGGACGACGACAAGGGCACCAAGGGCAUCUCCCUCUGCAGAUUGUACCCUUCCAGCGAGUACAAGGUCGAAGAAGCUGUGUUGUUCGAGAGCUUCUUCACCAAAUGGGCCUCCGUGUUUCCCACCUUCCGGUGCGUGUCGGUACACGGCGACCUGGGCCUGCUCCUCUACAACCAUUCCCUCUCCGUCCUCACCGACGAUUUUUCCGAGGAGUUCCAGUUGCCUCCCUGUCCAUUGCGAGGCCUGCAGCAUUUCAUUCCAUCCACAAUACUGUACCCACCGGAAUCGUUCCGAUCUUGCCAAUCAAACCAGAGCGUGGUGUCGAAUGCUCACUUUCAACCCAACGCCGCAGCACGAGUCUAGAUUUAGGUCACAACAGGUUAUUUGGGGCAUGAACACAACCACAUUAAAAACAUGUAAAGAAACAUGUAAAAUGGAGACAGAUCUGCACAUUUCGGGUUGAAGUAGCCGGAACUGCAACAGCAGGUGGAUGAACACAGAGAUGGACAACUGCAGGUCCGUUUUCGAAGCCAAUUCCUCUAGAAAAAAGCUGCAAUGCUGUCGGUGUGAAUCUCCACACACACACAAUCGUACAGUUUUCUCUCUUUUUUCUUUUUUCUUUUCCCCCCAUGUAUAGAACGUGUACAGAUUAACGUGUUCUGGACGAUGCGUGAGGCUUAGUUUAGCAGACAAUAGACCCAGUGCAUCAGGGAAAGGAAUUGGUUCAGUGACUGAUUCCUCACAGGCUGAAUUAGUGUCAAUAGGCAACAGUGAAGCUCUAGUCCUAGAGUUCUUUUCUUCCUAUUCUCGAAAAGGGUUGGUUUAGAACCCAUUGUUCUCAAUAGGCAGACAUUAAGAAGAUUCGACCAUGUACCAGAAUUGUCAGUGAAUGGAUUUAUUAAUGCGUAAUAUGUACGAUGAAUGGAUUUAUUACGCAUUAUCUAGAUGACAAAA
Physcomitrium patens is the source of this 2667-nucleotide messenger RNA. The record is from RefSeq and is a predicted model, not a curated record. Lineage: Eukaryota; Viridiplantae; Streptophyta; Bryopsida; Funariales; Funariaceae.